GCCAAGAUCCAAGACAAGGAAGGAAUUCCUCCGGAUCAGCAGCAGCUGAUUUUCGCCGGCAAACAGCUUGAAGACGGUCAAACUCUCGCCGUUUACAAUAGCCAGAAGGAGUCGACUCUCCAUCUGGUUCUCAGGCUUCGAGGAGGUAUGCAGAUUUUUUUCAAAACCCUAACCGGCAAGACCAUCACGCUCGAGGUUGAAAGCUCCGACACAAUUGACAAUAUGAAAGCUAAGAUCCAAGACAAGGAAGGGAUCCCUCCUGAUCAACAGCGUUUGAUUUUCGCCGGAAAGCAGCUCGAGGAUGGUCGGGCCUAUUACAAUAUACAGAAGGAGUCCACCCUCCAUUUGGUUCUGAGGCUUCGUGGUGGGAUGCAGAUCUUUGUAAAGACUCUGACAGGAAAGACAAUUACUUGGGAAGUGGAGAGCUCGGACACCAUUGAUAACGUGAAGCCCAAAAUCCAAGACAAGGAGGGCAUUCCUCCGGACCAACAGAGAUUGAUCUUUGCUGGUAAGCAGCUCGAGGAAGGGAGGCCCCUUGCGGACUACAACAUUCAGAAAGAGUCUACGCUGCAUUCGGUGUUGAGGCUUAGGGGAGGAAUGCAGAUAUUUGUUAAGACAUUGACUAGGAAGACCAUCACAUUGGAGGUGGAAAGUUCGGUUACAACUGAUAAUGUCAAGGCUAAGAUUCAGGACAAGGAGGGUAUUCCGAUGGAUCAGCAGAGAUUGAUCUUUGAUGGCAAGCAGCUCGAGGAUGGGUGCACUCUUGCUGAUUACAACAUAUAGAAGGAGUCAACCUUUCACCUUGUCUAUGAUGGUGAUUUCUGAAAUCCAUGCAUUUUAGUUUAUUGGCUUGUUGUGGUUCUAGUUGGUUUGUGAUCGAAGAUAGUUUCUUUAAUGAGUAGAUAGUUUCUUAAUGUUCUGUAGUUUCGUGUUACUGCUCUUGGGUUCUAAUGUUGACUUUGUCGAAUUGAAUAAAAUCAUGUUGUGUUCUGUAUUAUACACCUUCUUGCCAUAUGAGUCUAUAUGUGAUUUGGUUUCUAUUUUUUUUUUUUUUAUUUUGGUUUUGUUAUGGAUGCAAAUUGGAAUAUUUUUGGCGGAUAUUUGAAUAUUUAAUAUAUGUGAAAUGUGGCAUGAUGUUGAAGGAGGUAAUUGUUGAAGAUUUAUAUUUACGAGACCAAAACAAUGUUUCGGUGAUGAUAUUCAACUAUUGUUUUCAACCCUUUUGAU
Cornus florida is the source of this 1227-nucleotide messenger RNA. RefSeq names its product polyubiquitin 11-like. The transcript has a single exon. NCBI's taxonomy places the organism in Eukaryota, Viridiplantae, Streptophyta, Magnoliopsida, Cornales, Cornaceae. The record is from RefSeq and is a predicted model, not a curated record. Bases 148 to 783 code for a protein of 211 amino acids. Gene Ontology annotation, cellular component: nucleus; cytoplasm. Gene Ontology annotation, biological process: protein ubiquitination; modification-dependent protein catabolic process. Gene Ontology annotation, molecular function: ubiquitin protein ligase binding; protein tag activity.